Prorocentrum cordatum is the source of this 2017-nucleotide messenger RNA. Lineage: Eukaryota; Dinophyceae; Prorocentrales; Prorocentraceae. The record is from the annotation of a GenBank genome assembly.
UGGGGAGCGGGCGCGCGGCCCUGCUGGAGGCCUUCGCCGGGCCGGCCGCGGGGCCCGCCCUGGUGCGCGGGGCGCGCCUGCGGGCUGCGGCCGCUGGCACCGGCCGCGAGGCGCGCGCUUUAGCCGCGGCCAGGCACGGUGGGCCCGGCAGCGCGGAGCGCCAGAGCGGCAUCCAGCACAUCUUGGGAAACAACAAAGAAGGCGUGGCGCGUUCGGUACACGAUAAGGAGCGGCCCUGACAAAGGUAGCGUGAAGCAGCCUCGAUUCCGCCCCAAGGACGAGUCGCCAGAGGAGGUGGAGCUGGCGCGGCUCGCCGCCGUCGAGGCGCUGCGGCGGCUCGAGGGGGAGGAUCAGCUCGGCGAGCUCAGGCGGGCCCCUUCUGAACGCAGCGGCAGCGCGGAGCGUCAGAGCGGCGUCAAGUACAUCUCCUGGUGCAAACGUUGCCAGGCGUGGCGUCUUCAGUACAGGAUCAAGAACGGCCUCGACAAAGGUAGCGUGAAGCAGCCUCAAUUCCGCCCGAAGGACGAGUCGCCGGAGGAGGUGGAGCUGGCGCGGCUCGCCGCCGUCGAGGCGCUGCGGCGGCUCCAGGAGGAGGACGGCGCGCUCGGGCCGAGCAGCUCGGACGAGCGCCGCGCUAGCCUCGGCAGCGCGGAGCGCCAGAGCGGCGUCAAGUACAGAUCUUGGGACACAAGAAACAAGGCGUGGCGCGUUCAGUACAAGAUCAAGAACGGCCCAGACAAAGGUUGCAUGAAGCAGCCUCGAUUCCGCCCGGAGGACGGGUCGCCGGAGGAGGUGGAGCGGGCGCGGCUCGCCGCCGUCGAGGCGCUGCGGCGCCUCCAGGAGGAGGACGGCGCGCUCGGGCCGCGCAGCUCGGGCGCGCCUUGCACCGACCGCGGCCGCGGGGAGGCGCCCGCCGCGCCCGUCGAGGGAGAGCGGCUGGCCGCCUUCCGCAGGUGACUCCGUCGACGACGGCGCCUUUGAGCUCUUGGCGAGGCAGCCGGCCGAGGUGCAGUCCAUGGUGAUCUUGAGGUUCCGCCCGCCAGAGGAGGGCCUGCCCGACUACUCGGCGCUGCUGGCGAGCGUCGUCCAGACCAUCACGGAUGCCGCACGGCGGCCGCGCCAGGUCGCGACGUUCUCGACGGACUGCUUCUGGGAGCCGCAGAAGCUGUUCGACGGGGUGAGCGGGGUCCUCAGCACCACGGUCGGCUACACUGGGGGUAACACGCUGGCAAAGCCCACGUACGAGAGCGUGCAACUUGGUGACGGGCACUCUGAAGCAAUCCGCAUAGAGUUCGACCCUGAGCUGAUCACCUACGACGCGCUCCUCACUCACUUUGACCGCAUUCGCGAGCGCACGCCUGCGCCAGUGGGCUUGGCGAUUGCUGGGGGGGCACAGCCCCACACUGCCACUGUGCAGGCUGGGACCAAGACGCAGCACCACUCGGCAGUCUGGUACCACGACGAGGAGCAGAAGAAGGCCCUGCAGGCACGCGCCAGACGAGGCGCCCGGGAGGUCCACGCCGCGCGCAUGGAGACCUGGCACGACGCGGAGAGACACCACCAAAAGUUCUACCAGAAGGGCUGCAGCGUGCAGUGACGCGCAGAUUCCAUCCCUUCUCCUCCUUCUGCCCCUCCUCCUUACCCGCUCUCCCGAGGCCUGGAUGAGCCGAGGGGUACGGUCGGGGGCUUGGCCCGUGGGGCCGGGCAGCUUGCCUGCGCCCACGGGGCGCAGCGGGACCUUCCGCGUUCGCAGCUGCAUCGCUCCGCCACUGUCGCCGCGCUCGUCGGCCUUCUUGCAGGGCACCUUUUCUCUGCACGGCAUUGGUUAGGGGUCGGAGCGGCUCUGGGUGUUCACUGCUUCUGCACGUCAUUGUCGUUGCCGACUCGGCGCAGACCAUGUCACCAGACAUCGAGAUGUAGACAGGCCGCGCUUGCGCCACUCCGGGAGCGCAUCGAAUUAGGGGGUUUCACGCGCGCGUGUUCGCGAGCACGGCCUGGCAGUCUACAGCGAUGCCAA